Sorex fumeus (smoky shrew) is the source of this 2274-nucleotide messenger RNA. RefSeq names its product DnaJ heat shock protein family (Hsp40) member C25 (gene DNAJC25). The record is from RefSeq and is a predicted model, not a curated record. The coding region runs from base 16 to 1077 and encodes 353 amino acids. Gene Ontology annotation, biological process: protein folding. Gene Ontology annotation, cellular component: endoplasmic reticulum membrane. The transcript has 4 exons. NCBI's taxonomy places the organism in Eukaryota, Metazoa, Chordata, Mammalia, Eulipotyphla, Soricidae.
GCGGCCGAGGCCGGGAUGGCGGCGGGCCGGCGCCGGGGGCCGCCGCUGCUGCUGCCGCUGCUGCCGCCGCUGCUGCUGGCGCUGCAGCUGGCGCGGCCCGCGGGGGCGCUGGUGGAGGGGCUCUACUGCGGCACGCGGGACUGCUACGAGGUGCUGGGCGUGAGCCGCGCGGCCGACAAGGCGGAGAUCGCGCGGGCCUACCGCCAGCUGGCCCGGCGCUACCACCCGGACCGCUACCGGGCCGAGCCCGGCGACGCGGGCCCCGGGGGGACGCUGCGGAGCGCCGAGGAGGCGUUCCUGCUGGUGGCCACCGCCUACGAGACGCUCAAGGAUGAAGACACACGGCGGGACUAUGACUACAUGCUGGACCACCCUGAAGAGUACUUCCGGCACUACUACCACUACUACAGCUGGCGCUUGGCCCCCAAGGUGGACGUUAGCGUGGUCAUCCUGAUCAGCGUGUGUGCUAUCUCUUUGUUUCAGUUUUUCAGCUGGUGGAAUAGCUAUGAUAAGGCAAUCAGCUACCUAGCCACGGUGCCCAAGUAUCGCAUCCAAGCCACGGAGAUUGCCAAGCAGCAGGGAUUGCUGAAAAAAGCCAAAGAGAAAGGCAGAAACAAAAAGUCCAAAGAGGAGAUUCGUGGUGAGGAGGAGAGCAUCAUAAAGAACAUUAUAAAAAGCAAAAUAGAUAUCAAAGGGGGCUAUCAGAAGCCCCAGAUUCGUGACCUUCUGCUGUUUCAAAUUCUCUUCGCUCCCUUUCACGUGUGCUCAUACAUCGUUUGGUAUUGCCGGUGGAUCUAUAACUUUAACAUCAAAGGCAAAGAAUAUGGCGAGGAAGAAAGACUCUAUAUCAUACGUAAGUCUAUGAAGAUGUCAAAAUCUCAGUUUGAUAGUCUAGAGGAUCACCAGAAAGAAACUUUCCUUAAACGGGAGCUCUGGAUAAAGGAGAAUUAUGAGAUCUACAAACAAGAACAAGAAGAAGAACUGAAGAAAAAAUUAGCAAAUGAUCCUCGCUGGAAGAGAUACCGGCGGUGGAUGAAGAAUGAAGGGCCGGGCCGGCUGACUUUCGUGGACGACUGAAGGGCUGGGGAGUGCUCUGGGGCCAGGCCUGCCUGGGAAUUCCUCUCAUAACUAAAUUCUCUCAGCAGGAAUUAAAAUUUCUCAAGUCUUUGGAGAAAAUAAUCAUGUAGAAUUGUAAACUUUCCCUUAAAACUUUCUAAGGCAUUUAUGAUUGUCCCAAUUUUUAUAACCAAUUUGUGGAUCUUGUUAAAAGAUUUGACAUGAAGAUUUUUCAGUUGCCUUUUAAAAAUUUUAUAUGUUUAUUUUAAAGAUUUGACAAGAAAAUCGAUUAGAUACCAUUUGAAAUUUCUACGUGUUAAGUCUUUAUUCUUCCGAAAUGUUUCCUUAUUCUUUGUUAUAGUACUACAUUUUCCUGCUUUCAUGGCCUCAAAUAUUUUCACAAAGCAUAAUUAUAAUAGUAUUUAAUGACCUGAUUGCCAGUGUCUUCCUAGACACAAACUUCUUUGCCCAAAAUGAUUUCGACUAUCAAGCCAUCUUCAUUACAGUCAUUUUAGGAUUGAAAUAUCUUCAAAAUCUCUCUCUGGGAGAGUCUUCUGCUAGACUAUCUUUAUACUCUUCCCCCCCUCAGUCAUGAAAUUCUUAGUAAGAUCAGAAACUCUCCAGGAGAGUGAAUCUGCUUCAUGUCCUUGUAGGAUGAGCCCGAUUGCAGUCAUUAUAGGACUAUAAUUGUAUCAUCAAAUAUUUCUCCAGAAGAGACGUUGUGAAAAACCCUUUUGUACCAUAACAGUGCUUCUCCUGUAUCCCUCCCCCCCACCCCCCACUUAAGUACAAAUUAAAAAAGAAAUGUAAGAGCAGAAAUCGCGUCCUGAGCAGUCGUUCAUACAUGAUGGACUCCUUGAGCAUGAGAUUCAUUGUACGUUGAGUGCAUUGGACCCCGAAAGACGUGCAUGGUGGGCGCGCUGUUCCUUCAGACAAUGGAACACAAAUAUGUUCUCUGUAUGGAAGCGAAAGUAAUUCGCACAUGGUUUUUCUGAAGCCAGUGUGAUACUGUACCAGUGUCAAUACACAUUCAUGACAGCAAAUUAAUAUUCCUCUUAAAGGCUUGGUCCCAUUGCAUCGUAGUGAUAAAGUGGUUGUAAUGUCUCACAGCUGUGUUGGUAUGACAGUUUAAAUCAAAGAUCCUUAAAAGAUUACUGCUGCUGUAUCACAAUUUUAUUUUUAAAAAUAAAAAUCUUAUUUUUAUUAUUUAACAUUUAA